AUGACCUCGCACAAUCCGGCCGUCUCCGGUAGUGGUGGUGGUGGUGUUGGUGGUGGUGGUGGUGGUGGUGGCGGCGGCCACCCACUCGACGACAUCCCCACGGCGCACCCGGCCGGGACCGAUGGAAACAGCAACAAUAGCCUAGACGACGUCUGGGGGGGUUCCGACUACGACCACCAACAUUAUUAUCAUUAUGACCCAGCAGCCCACCAGCAGCACCCUUACCCCUACCAACAACAUCCCCUCACCCCCCACCAGGCCGCCCUCGACCUGGUGGUGAGCGACGUGCCGCGCCUGGCGCGGGCCCACCAGACGGCCGGGUACCGCGACGGCAUCGCCCUGGCCAAGGCGCGCACCGCCCAGCAGGGCUUCGACGAGGGGUACCCACUGGGCGCGCACCUGGGCGCCCGCGCCGGCCAGCUGCUCGGCUGGCGCGGCGUGCUCUACGACGAGGCCCGCCGGCUCGAGGCCGUCCUGGGCGAGGCCAGGCGCGAGCUCGGCGUCGCGGGCGUCUUUGACGGGCAGUACUGGGGCCCCGACGGGACCUGGCGGUAUCAGGUCACCGGUGAUAGUGGUGGUGGUGGUGGCAGCGGUGGUGGUAGUGGCGAUUAUGGGAUGAGUCGUCAGGAGGGGGAGGAGGAGGCGGUCUUCCCGGACGUGGCUGAGGCACAUCCGCUGCUGAGGAAGUGGAGCCGGAUCGUCAGGGCGGAGGCGGCGAGGUAUGGGGUGGACUGGGAGGUGCUUAAGGACGAUGCCGGGGAUGCGAGGGUCAGGAGAGUGGGGGGGGAGGACGACGACGAAGAGGAAUAUGAGAGGGGACGGGAGGGGAGGAUGGGGAGGGAAAGGGCCGGGCAGCAACAACCGCAGCCGGCCGUGCGGGGGAGAGAGGCGUUGGCUUGGUGAGCCCGGGCGGCAGUUGUUUGGGAUGAGUUGCUAGGCGCUGGUCGCCAAACAUUAGAAGAGACAAAAAUGUCUCUUCAAAAAGCACCCACCUGUGCGCAUCAGCAGCCGCCAUGCGGAAUGCCAGGUUCAGGUACGGGCGGCGAGGGUUCCAGGGCCCCAACAGGGCGAGCCUGGGA
Thermothelomyces thermophilus ATCC 42464 is the source of this 1079-nucleotide messenger RNA. RefSeq lists its product as uncharacterized. Bases 1 to 903 code for a protein of 300 amino acids. Lineage: Eukaryota; Fungi; Ascomycota; Sordariomycetes; Sordariales; Chaetomiaceae. The record is from RefSeq and is a predicted model, not a curated record. The transcript has 2 exons.